Pleuronectes platessa (European plaice) is the source of this 1377-nucleotide messenger RNA. RefSeq names its product nicolin 1 (gene nicn1). NCBI's taxonomy places the organism in Eukaryota, Metazoa, Chordata, Actinopteri, Pleuronectiformes, Pleuronectidae. Bases 198 to 905 code for a protein of 235 amino acids. The record is from RefSeq and is a predicted model, not a curated record. Gene Ontology annotation, cellular component: nucleoplasm. The transcript has 8 exons.
CCGCCCACAAGAGGCUGUGGGCCCUUUAACACUCCCGAUGUUGCCUAGGUAGCAUUAGCAUUAGCAUUAGCAUGUGAACAUCUCCGGAUUCUUCGGUCGCUCUCCUCCUGUUCUCCCGGACUUCCACCCACCGAGUCUCCUCCGUGACCCACUCAGGACGAGUCAGCACUGACCUGCAGGUUCCUUCUUGUUGUGUGAUGACAGCUUCACUGCAGCACUGGGACAUGUCCACCAUCCGUGUUAGGAAGAUGAGCGGCAGCACCGAGGAGGUCCAGGCCGUGAGCUGCAGCAUCAAACCACCGGUCUACCUGCAGAUCGGAGACACCAGAACAGAUGCAGCUCACUCUGGUAUCUGUGUGGUGGACGUCUCCCUGCCCUUUGGAAAGCCUGUCAGUAUUGAAGAAAUCUCCUUUAAGAAUUACUACACAGCCUCGGUGAGUGUGCGCCUGUUGAGGAGGGGCCCCGGGCAGGAGGCCCCAGCCAAGUGGUGCACGGCUCUGAGAGACCUGUCCCUAAUGAACAACCCCCACACCGAGGGGGGCUCCCAGGACUUCUAUUCCAUCCACAGGACUCAGAUGAUGGAGGAGCCUGAUCAUGUGGUGUCUGUGCGACUGAUCCUGAGACAGCCGUCCUCCGCCUGGUUGACCUUCAGCCUUGAAGACAUCAAAAUAUUCCCCCACACGGAGCCGGAUCCAGAGAAGGAGGUUUCUGAUUGGCUGUCUGACCUGACCCUGGGCGACCAACACCCCGACCUGGAGGGCCUCCCCGACCCUCAGACCGUCUCUUCCAGCAUCCAGCAGAUGUGGGCGCUGACUGAGGUGAUGCAGACCAAUCAGACGACGGCGUGCAUCGGACGAUUUGAUGUGGACGGAUGCUACGACAUCAACCUGCUGUCUCUGACGUGACGUCUUCAUCGAGCGCCCGCCUGCACAGGAAGUUCACCUCAUGGAGAACAACAGUAAAAGAAGGAAUAAUGUUGAAGACGAAUAGAAACAACUGUGUAAUGUACAACAUCUUCAGAGAAAAACAAGUUUCAUGUUGUAACUGAUAAGAUUCAGACGUCUGCUUUGUUCUAUACAGUUCAAAUAAACACGUACCAUACAAAGAGUGUGUUAAACAUCAGUCUGUUAUUUUGUAUUAUUUUCAGUGUGUGUAUUAACUGCACCUACAUCUCAACUGAUGUAAUUAUUUAUUGACCUGAAGAGUGUGUGAGUGACACAUCUGUCGUCCUGCAGUGUGUUUGUAAUAUAGAGUAAUCUGAUUACUGCCACUGGCUGACAUAUUGUUUAUAUGUAAAGAAGUUUUACUGAAUCUGAUUCGUGGUGAAAACAUCAAGACUUUGAAAUGUUCUUUUGAAAAUAAACAAAGAAAAGGUUA